Molecule: messenger RNA, 1398 nt
Organism: Phycomyces blakesleeanus NRRL 1555(-)
Lineage: Eukaryota; Fungi; Mucoromycota; Mucoromycetes; Mucorales; Phycomycetaceae
Product: C2H2-type zinc finger transcription factor
Exons: 9
Coding region: 1-1353 (450 amino acids)
Molecular function (GO): zinc ion binding; nucleic acid binding
Source: RefSeq, a predicted model, not a curated record
AUGACUCUUCUUCCAUUGAAUGAUCCGACAUUAGGUGCCAGCAACAUCAAUAUAUUCUUGCCAUUAGACCUUGUGCCUUUUGGUCUGGAAAAACUUGAUAGGUCUGGACUAGUUAAUUUGAAAAUACUUCCAUCACCAGUUGCUACGACUGUUGGUGGUGCGGGGACAACCAAGCCGGCUGAUAGCAAAGUCAAUGAUUUGUAUUGUAAGCCCUGCAAAAAGAAGUUUUCCAACGAGGCAACUUGGCAGAAUCAUAUCAAGAGCGCAAAACACAUUGCGAAUCAAAAGAAGGCAGGAAAAGUACAACCUAUUCCACAAACACAAAAGAUUACAGUUGAAGAUGAUCCACUGAUAGUAGAUGCUCUUUUUAAAAUCGAGCAAGCAAAUAAAAAGAAGGUAUCAGAUCCAGACACAGCCACAUCCGAGUAUUGGGAAAUUUCCAAAGUUUUGUAUCAUCUUCAACAACCACAAAAGACAGCCGAUGUUUUGGAAGAGCUGAUUCAAUUAACAACAGACCUCAAGUGGAAAGACACGCACCACUCUGCUAAACUGGCUCUAUCUCGACUCCUUUGCUUAUACAACAAAGACUUUGGCAAUCUAUCCAAGGCACGCCAAUUGAUGUUGGACACAGUAGAGGUUCAGUUGAGCAUUUGUCAUCUAGAACUUUUGAAUGUUGCACAGCAAUGUGAUCGGGAGGAUGUGGCGACUCUCUUGUCAGAAUCACGUAAACUGGUGACAAAGUAUCUGGCAGACAAUUCUAAAAGGAGCGAUCUUGUGCGCCUUGUACUCGAGACCAGUUCUCUGUUUGCACAGAACAAAAGGCCAGAAGAAAAAGAAGAGGGUGGACAGAAUAUAGGAAUUGUGAUGGGAUUUUUGGCUGUGCAUUUGUCAGCCAGUGUUGAAAUGAAGCAAAAGAACAUGGGACGUGUAGGAGAGCUAUUUCGGAUCAUGGGAAGUGUUCAUCGUACAUUGGAUGCUCGGUUACUGAAAGGAGAACUCGGACUUGAUUGUGGAACAAGCGAACAAUUGAAAGAGUCCCUGUGGGAUGUGGCGGAUACUUUAUUGGUCACACUCGAGGCGGAGGACUAUGUUCGAGCAAAGAUCAUUGAAGAAAGGCUUGGGAAUAUCGGCAGCUAUCCUGAUCUAGAGCUUAUUAUGGAGAUCUCCGAAGCUAUUCGAUUACUAGAUGUCGAUCGAUUAAAAACGCAGGUUUCCAAGCUAGGCUAUAUGGGACUAUUGGUGAGUGUGGGAGACGAGGACCUGUUGAUGAACCAAGUUGGGUUUUCACGAGAGUAUCAACUCGAUAUACUGCAAAGAAUGAGGACACUAGUUGCUGCCUGCCAAGACCUUUAACUACAGAGAAAAUAUAUAUAUAAUAUUUGGUCUAUUGCUCUUUUU